AUGGAGAACAAGAGGCCUAAACUGCUUCCAGCCACUUUGGUUAUCUUUAUUGUUAGUCUUACUUCCUUGUUGAGUUUCCCUCAAGCAAUCAAGGGGGCAGUGAGUGAGAAAAUUAUCGAUGACAAUGAGGAAAGCAACUUAGAAACUUACAUUAUAUUUGUAACAAAGCCAGAAGGUGGAGUUUCAGAACAAUCUCAUGAUUUACACAGCUGGUACCAGUCAUUUUUGCCAGCUAGUAUCUCAAACCAGCAAAGACGCAUCAUAUAUUCCUAUCGAAAUGUGGUGAGUGGGUUUGCUGCAAAGCUGACAGCUGAUGAAGCAAAAGCCAUGGAAGAGAAAGGCGGUCUUGUGUUAGCCCGACCCCAAAAAAUAUUGCCCCUCCAUACGACUCAUAGUCCCAACUUCUUGGGUUUGUACCAAAAUUUAGGACUAUGGAGAAACUCAAAUUAUGGUAAGGGAGUGAUAGUUGGAGUUUUGGACACUGGAAUAUCACCAGAUCACCCUUCAUUUAGUGAUGAAGGAAUGCCUCCUCCACCAGCUAAGUGGAAAGGAAAAUGUGAAUUCAAUGGAACUGAAUGCAACAACAAACUCAUCGGUGCAAGAACUUUCCAAAGUUUUGAGCAUCCCUUAAAACCUGUUGGACCCAUUGAUGAUGUAGGGCAUGGCACCCACACUGCCAGCACAGCAGCAGGCAGUUUUGUAAGUGCUGCCAAUGUUUUUGGUAAUGCCAAUGGCACAGCAGUUGGAAUGGCACCUUUGGCUCACUUGGCCAUUUACAAAGUCUGUUCUGACUUUGGCUGCUCUGAAAGUGACAUAUUGGCUGCAAUGGAUACCGCCGUUGAGGAGGGUGUUGAUGUGCUUUCUCUUUCUCUUGGUGGCCGUUCAGCUCCUUUUACUGCAGAUGGCAUUGCUGUGGGUGCAUUUGGAGCUAUUCAAAAUGGAGUUUUUGUGAGUUGUUCAGCUGGGAAUUCUGGUCCAGGUAAUUUUUCUUUAUCAAAUGAGGCCCCAUGGAUUCUCACUGUCGGAGCAAGCACCAUUGAUAGAAGCAUAAGAGCAACUGUGAAACUUGGAAAUAAUGAAAAAUUUUUUGGUGAAUCACUCUUCCAGCCACAACUUUCCACCCAAAACUUUUGGCCUCUUGUUUAUCCAGGCAAAGAUGGAAACCAAUCAUCAGCAGUAUGUGCACCCGGAUCAUUGGAAAAUUUUGAUGUCAAAGGCAAGAUAGUGCUGUGUGAUAGAGGUGGGCUCGUAGGAAGAGUUGAGAAAGGGCAAGUAGUGAAGGACGCUGGUGGCAUUGGCAUGAUUCUUGCUAAUGAGGAGUUUGAUGGUUAUAGCACCUUAGCUGAUGCUCAUGUCCUUCCUGCAUCACAUGUGAGCUACACAAAUGGGGUGAGCAUCAAAACCUAUGUAAACUCAACAGCGUCACCAACAGUAAUGUUAUUGUUUGAAGGCACUGUUAUUGGAGUAAAAACUGCUCCAAUGGUUAGUUCCUUCUCCUCUAGAGGCCCAAGCCUGGCAAGCCCUGGCAUCUUAAAACCAGACAUCAUAGGUCCUGGUGUGAGCAUUCUAGCAGCAUGGCCAGUUUCAGUGGAGAACAAAACGAAUACCAAAGCAACAUUUAACAUGAUCUCAGGCACCUCAAUGUCUUGUCCUCAUCUUAGUGGCAUUGCUGCUUUGCUGAAAAGUGCUCACCCCGACUGGUCACCUGCUGCUAUCAAAUCUGCUAUUAUGACUACUGGUGAUUUAGUAAACCUCGGCGGCCAGCCAAUUGUUGAUGAAAGGCUUCUUCCUGCUGAUAUCUUGGCCACUGGAGCAGGCCAUGUUAACCCAUCAAGAGCCAGUGAUCCAGGGCUUGUCUAUGAUAUCCAGCCUGAUGAUUACAUUCCUUAUUUGUGUGGUUUGGGUUACACUGACAGAGACAUCACAUAUCUUGCGCAGCGCAAGGUCAAGUGCUCAGAAGUGCAGAGCAUACCCGAAGCACAACUGAAUUAUCCUUCAUUCUCUAUCAUGUUUGGUCCUAAAACUCAGACAUAUACCAGAACAAUCACCAACGUUGGCCCAGCUACCUCAUCUUACACUGUUUCAGUUGCACCACCACCCGGAGUAGACAUUAAAAUUAUGCCAUCUAAGAUUGUUUUCACAAAGGCAAAAGAGAAAGCAACAUACGCAGUGACAUUUACCAAAACAAGCAACGAAAACAAUGGGGCAUUUGUUCAGGGACAUUUGAAAUGGGACUCUGAUCAUCAUUCAGUUAGAAGCCCAAUAUUGUUCUUAUUCUCAAAUGAGGACUAAGCGCCAGAGGUGAUGGUGACCACGAAAGGUGUCAACAGUCUCUUUGCCCGUUG
Messenger RNA from Hevea brasiliensis (rubber tree), 2345 nucleotides. RefSeq names its product subtilisin-like protease. The coding region runs from base 1 to 2292 and encodes 763 amino acids. NCBI's taxonomy places the organism in Eukaryota, Viridiplantae, Streptophyta, Magnoliopsida, Malpighiales, Euphorbiaceae. The transcript has a single exon. The record is from RefSeq and is a predicted model, not a curated record. Gene Ontology annotation, biological process: proteolysis. Gene Ontology annotation, molecular function: serine-type endopeptidase activity.